Molecule: messenger RNA, 3216 nt
Organism: Girardinichthys multiradiatus
Lineage: Eukaryota; Metazoa; Chordata; Actinopteri; Cyprinodontiformes; Goodeidae
Product: SLC35A4 upstream open reading frame protein-like
Exons: 4
Coding region: 523-834 (103 amino acids)
Source: RefSeq, a predicted model, not a curated record
ACUGUUUGAAAAGCAGACAUCUCUGUAGAAAUCUGGAAAGCACUUUAAUUUGAUGGGACUUUUAUUUUAGUUUGUCUGGGUACAUGCACAUGUUGCUGCAAAAAGAAAUGUAAUAGAAGCUUUAGUUGUAAAACAGCCUAUUCAAAAGUAGCAUUGUUGAUACAGAUAUUAAAUUCAGAAAGAGGUAAGGAACAUCAUAAGAUAGGGUACAAUCAGGGUAAGAUAGAAAAAGCAGUUGGAAAAAGAAGGGUGUUUUACAGAAUUGGGAAGAAGAGGAGGAAUCAAGGCAAAAGAAACAGUUAUAUAAUUGUUCUUGGAUUUUGAUAUGCAGGAUUGAUUAAUACAUCAAUUAUUGUCAGAAAAUGUAAUAUAGACAAAUGUGUACUGCAGAGAAGAUGAGGCUGCAGUGGAUGUUUCAUUACAUUGCCACAGAAAAAGAAGUAUUGUUAUGACUUUGCCUGUAGAGCUCAAUUUCUUCUACUUUUAAACAACCAAGGAGACUCUUUUGGAUAAAUUCAAACAAUGUCAGAUGACAAGAAUACUCUGAGUCAGCUCAGGGACCUGGUGGAGCUGAAAGACCAGCUGGAGGACAUCCAGAAACGAAUGGAAGAUGAAAUACAAGCUGGGAUUCCUCCAGGAGGGAGCCUGCUUGCUUCUCCUUUCUUAAAGGGUUUUCUAGCCGGUUACGUCGUUGCCAGGCUACGCUCUUCAGCACUGAUGGGUGUUGCAAUAGGAACAUGCACAGGGAUAUAUGCAGCACAAAACUAUGCAGUUCCAAAUAUUGAAAACACCAUCAAGGAAUACAUACAGAACCUGAAAGGAGGACGUAAAUGAGAGGAAAGCGGCCAAUAGAGGAUGGUUACUACAUCAAGAUGCUACCAGUACAGCUGUGCACACGGAACAGACGUGUAUUUAUAUUCACUUUCUACAUCGAUCACUGUAACACUCAGUUCGUGUGAUCUAAAUGUGGUCUCAUUUUUUUUCAUUCAGAUUUUGGAUCUGUGUUGAGCAAAAUUCAUGCCAUAUGCAGGGGAUUAACUUUAAUAGAUUUUCUAAAUUGAGGACAAAAAUGAAAUGUCAGCAGCUUUAAAAAGAAAGAAGUAUAUUCCUUUGUAGGGUGCCCACUGAUGGAAAUUAAAACAAAUUGUGAAUGUAUGAAGGAAAAUCACAAAAUCCUGUUAUAAUGCCCUAAAAGAAAAAAUGUUUAAGCCAAAUAACGUUUCUCAAGAUUUUAUCCAGUUUGUGCAAUUUUGCCAACUUGUGUCCGUCAUCUACCUUUCAUUAAAUCAGCCAAUUAUCCCUUGAUUGUCUAUGAUUGUGCAUCAGCUGGUCAAAUACUAAUAAUGUUAGAUUAUUUUUUCCCCCCGUUUAUUAAAUGUAUCAAGGUGGUCUAAGGGUGGCCAUAUUUUCAGGCUAUAGAUAACCAAUAGGUUUCACUUUUCUGAGUUUAAUAAAAAUCAAAUAAAAUUCAGAGACAUACUUUGAUCCAUAAACUAGAGUAACUUUAUAUUUCUUUCAUAUUCUGUUGAAUUCAAAAACAUCUGCUUGUAUCAAAGAAGCUGCAGCAGAUUUAGUAUUUUUUAUUUUGCAUGUUUAAGUCCUUAGACAGUAUAAUGGGAAGCAGCCUCGGUGUCAGAGAGAACUGGAGCUCUGUAUGGGCCAGGAAAAACCUGACCAUUGCAUCUAAUGUUCUGAUAUUGUUCUCCCAAAGGACUUUGCUUCAUCUCAUGCCCUCUGUUGGUCACAAAUUACCUACAGAAGCCUUAACCUCUGUACCAUUUUUCCCUCAGUGUAAAACAGCCUCACUUUGCAUCUGAGAGUAUGUGUGUGUGUGUGUGUGUAUAUAACCUGUCAAAACCUGACUGGCUUUUCAUCGUUUGCAAAUGAUCAAACAUUUGUGCUGUAGAGUGGCAGAAAAUCCUCACUUUUCUUUAGGAUUACAAAAUUCAUAGAAAAAUAAUUGGUAUAUCUGUUUUUAAAAUUACAUUCUUAUUAUAUAUGCUGGACACACUUUGACAUUGUCAGACUUUCCAUUCUGUGCUCGUCAGCAAUAUUAUCCGGAGUUUAUAGUGCCACAAAAGCAAAAAAUAUAUUUAAACUGUAUGUAGCGUUAAUGCUUGUAGGGAUAUUGGGAAAAUGUGUGUUUUAUGUAAAGGUAUUUGCAAGAUUUGUGCCUGAUCUGGUUUGAACUUGAUCUCAUCUCAUGCCAUAUGUGCAUUUUCACAGAGAUCUGGCUGCCUACUUCAUGCUGGAAAUUAGUUGAUUUUUGCACUUCUGUUACAUUAAUUUGACAAACCUUUUUUUUUUUUUUUUUAACCUGAUGUGUCAAAUCAUGUUUGUUUGAUAUUUAAUGUAUUUGAAAACGUCCUUCUGUUUUGGAAGAAAUGCAUGUGCACUCUUUAUUUUAAAACGGGCCCCCUGCUGGUUUGUUUUUAUCUUUUUCUGAAACUGAUUGAUUCUAAUUCUGCACUGUUAAUUUCUUACAUCUAUAACAACACAAAUUAAAUGAUAGAACACUUAAAAAAAAGUCCAAAAUAUAAUUAUGUUGUUAUUGGAAGAUAUUUCAAAAUGUAGGGAUGGCCUGAAAAUGUCACAUUUUUCCACAUUUGUACAGUUUAAAACUCUUGUUCUGUCAAUUUUUGAACUCUGUAAAAGUAUGUUCUUUAAUAAGAGAUGGCUGUAAAGCAGCACUGAGGGUUUCACAUAAUAAUACAUCACUGAUGGUGUGUUGUUUCCAUUGUGACAUUGUCAGGUCUCUAACGGGUAUACGAAAACCAAGCCAUCAAAGAAAAUCUGAAUUGAGAUUGUUUUCGUUGUAUAACUGUGUUAAAUUGUUUUAAUGUUGCUUUUGAAGGUAUGGCAGGAAAAAAACAAAACAUUUGUACUGUAUGACUAAUAUCUGCAACACAAAAGUGAAGAUGUGCCUAUUGACAAUCAUUUUGUUGCCCCUGUAUUAUGUAUGGUUUGAUCUUUAAAUUUUUUAUUUAACCUUUUUUGUUCUUUGUCUUUAAGCAAUAUCUUUUCUGGAAUGGUGAUUUGGAGCAGUUUUAUUAUUCUUACUUUAACUGGGUUUGUUUUGGGGUUUUAAUUCCUGUCUGCAAGACUCUGGAGAAAAUAAAAACACUCCAGAUAAAUUCCACUCACAAGAAGAAACCAUCGAAAAAGUAAAUGAUUUAUUUGAGUUGUUCAAAUAAAUUGAAAAUUAUGUGAGCCCUA